AUGAAACUCAGAACCCAAUCAUCCUUCGCUGCUCUGCUCGCCCCUUGGGGCCUAAGCGGGGACCGGAAGGGCGCGGCCGGGGAGGAGCGGGUACGGUUGGGGGCGUGUCCUCGAGGAGGCGGAGACAAGAUGGCGGCCCAGAGUGCUUGGAGGACCGAAGAGGUGCGGCCGGGGCCACGCCCCGGGCAGGAGGGACGCUCUGCGCGCGCCCGCUCUAUGAUGCUUGCGCGCGUCCCCCGCGCGCCGCGCUGCGGGCGGGGCGGGUCUCCGGGAUUCCAAGGGCUCGCGUCGGGGAGCGCGGGGCCGGGGCCCAGGGGACCCCGGGCCACGGAGAGCGGGAAGAGGAUGGACUGCCCGGCCCUCCCCCCCGGAUGGAAGAAGGAGGAAGUGAUCCGAAAAUCUGGGCUCAGUGCCGGCAAGAGCGAUGUCUACUACUUCAGUCCAAGCGGUAAGAAGUUCAGAAGCAAACCUCAGUUGGCCAGGUACCUGGGAAAUACUGUUGAUCUCAGCAGUUUUGACUUCAGAACUGGAAAGAUGAUGCCUAGUAAAUUACAGAAGAACAAACAGAGACUUCGAAAUGAUCCUCUCAAUCAAAAUAAGGGUAAACCAGACUUGAAUACAACAUUGCCGAUUAGACAAACAGCGUCAAUUUUUAAACAACCUGUCACCAAAGUCACAAAUCAUCCUAAUAAUAAAGUGAAAUCAGAUCCACAGAGAAUGAAUGAACAGCCACGUCAGCUUUUCUGGGAGAAGAGGCUACAAGGACUCAGUGCAUCAGAUGUAACAGAACAAAUUAUAAAAACCAUGGAACUACCGAAAGGCCUUCAAGGAGUUGGUCCUGGUAGUAAUGAUGAGACCCUUUUAUCGGCUGUUGCCAGCGCUUUGCACACAAGUUCCGCACCAAUUACGGGGCAAGUCUCUGCUGCUGUGGAAAAGAACCCCGCUGUUUGGCUUAACACAUCUCAACCCCUCUGCAAAGCUUUCAUUGUCACAGAUGAAGACAUUAGGAAACAGGAAGAGCGAGUACAACAAGUUCGUAAGAAAUUGGAAGAAGCGCUGAUGGCAGAUAUCUUGUCACGAGCGGCUGAUACAGAAGAGAUGGAUCUGGAAAUGGACGGUGGAGAUGAAGCAUAAGAAUAUGAUCAGGUAACUUUCGACCGACUUUCCCCAAGAGCAAAUUCCUAGAAAUUCAACAAAAAAUGUUUCCACUGGGUUUUUUUCUGUAAGAAAAAAUGAACCCAAACAUAUAGAGCUUUUUCAUAGCACUAACCAAUGCCUUUUUAGAUGUAUUUUUGAUGUAUAUAUCUACAAUUAAAAAAAAAAAAGAAAUGAUGUUUAUUUUGAGUCCAAGGACUUAAAAGUAGUCUUUUUUAAUAUCAAGCAGGACCCUCCCAAUGAAGCUGGGCUUUGGAUGCUAGGUGCAAUUCCGCCGGAGACGCAGCACUUACAUGAAAUCAUUGUGCCCCACGGUUUUAAUAUGAGUGGAUCAGAAGUACCAAAUAAAUCUGCCCAGGAAAGAUUGUUAUGACGUCACUGUAUAUAAACAGAUUUUUAUACUUCUAUUGAACGAGGACACCUGUACAUUCUUCCAUCAUCACUGUAAAGACAAAUAAAUGAUUAUAUUCACA
Chrysochloris asiatica (Cape golden mole) is the source of this 1628-nucleotide messenger RNA. RefSeq names its product methyl-CpG binding domain protein 2 (gene MBD2). NCBI's taxonomy places the organism in Eukaryota, Metazoa, Chordata, Mammalia, Afrosoricida, Chrysochloridae. Gene Ontology annotation, molecular function: DNA binding. The transcript is spliced from 8 exons. Bases 1 to 1134 code for a protein of 377 amino acids. The record is from RefSeq and is a predicted model, not a curated record.